AUGGUUUCAAUUUCAUUUUCUCUGUUGUCUUGCUGGUCAUUUGUCAUUCAGCAUCGGAGCUUGCGGUUGAAUCGACCUGAUAAAGAGAAUAUUACUCUUAGCGGCACUUUAAUACAGCCUUUUGAGACAGAAUCUAAUAGCAAAUCAAUGGAAGUGGGGUUGAUUGUAAUUUGUGCAGCUGUUCACUUUUUUGCUCCAUAUAACAUGGCUGAAGGUCGAUCACGUUACAGAUAUACUGUGGCGUACAGCACUGAAGCAAUCGAAAUCGUUGUAAUUUUUUGCAUGUGA
Loa loa (African eye worm) is the source of this 288-nucleotide messenger RNA. RefSeq lists its product as hypothetical. Lineage: Eukaryota; Metazoa; Nematoda; Chromadorea; Rhabditida; Onchocercidae. The record is from RefSeq and is a predicted model, not a curated record. The transcript is spliced from 2 exons. Gene Ontology annotation, cellular component: membrane. The coding region runs from base 1 to 288 and encodes 95 amino acids.